AUGCUGCAGACAAAAAGCGAAGAGGCCAACCUUCUCGCAGCAGCAGGCAGCGACAAGCUGGCCAGCAUUGAUGAGAGCCACAAGGUGGAUAAGACUGGACACAGAGAGUUUGGCGGGCCUGUCGGUGUCACGGCCCUGAUGUUUGGCUUCCCUUGCUUGAUGUGGUACCUCUGGGUCAGCUCGACCUUCUACGACGGCAAGUUUGCAACGCCAGCUGCCAGUGAAUCGUUGGCUGACUUUGCUCGCAAGGUCGCGAGUCUCGUUUACAAGCAUGCAUUUCCGACUGCAAAAGCCUGGGCCAUCUACUGGGGAUUUAUUGCUGUUCAGGCAGUCUUCUACCAGACCCUGCCAGGCAUCUACGUCAAAGGUCUUCCGAUUGAGUCGCAAGGCGGCAAGAAGAUGGACUACUACUGCAAUGCAAUCUGGUCUUUUUAUACUUCCAUGGUGCUUGCUGCUGUCUUGCACUUCACCAAUAUCUUCCGCAUCACAGUGCUCAUUGAUGAAUUUGGACCCAUCAUGUCAGUCGCCAUCCUCUCUGGCUUCAUCGUCACCAUUGUCGUUUACGUGGCUGCUCUGGCUCGCGGGGAAGAAACGCGUAUGACUGGCAAUUUCGUGUAUGACAUCUUUAUGGGCGCACCCAUUUGCCCACGUAUUGGCCAGUGGUUCGACAUCAAAAUGUUUGCCGAGGUCCGCAUCCCUUGGUUCAUGCUCUUCUUCAUGUCUGUUGCUGUUGCUGCUCGUCAGCACGAACAGUAUGGUUACAUCACGCCACAGGCCUGGUUCAUGAUUCUCGCUCACUACUUGUAUGCCAAUGCGUGUUCCAAGGGCGAAGAGUGUAUUGUGCCAACGUGGGAUAUGGCAUAUGAGAAGUUUGGCUUCAUGCUCGCCUUUUGGAAUAUGGCAGGUGUGCCGUACACCUACAUUCACUGCUCCCUCUUCAUCGCCAAUAACCACCCAGACACGUACCGCUGGUCCACCACCACCAACAUUUUGCUCUUUAGCACACUACUUGGUGCGUAUUACGUUUGGGAUACCUGCAACUCGCAAAAGAACCGCUUCCGGGCACAAAUGUCUGGUCAAAUCACGCUUCGCAAGACUUUCCCACAAUUGCCAUGGGGUACCAUCCAUAACCCAGACUACAUCAAGUGUGCCAAUGGUGGCACGUUGCUCACAUCAGGUUGGUACAGGUACGCUCGGAAGAUGCAUUAUACCGUGGAUUUCGUGCAAUCCCUAGCCUGGGCACUCAUGUGUGGCUUCAAGUCUCCAAUCCCUUACUUUUACCCAUUCUUCUUUACGAUUGUCUUGAUUCAUCGCGUAUCGCGGGAUAUUGAGCGAUGCAAGGCAAAGUAUAGUAAGGAUUGGGAUACGUAUGUUGAGAUUUGCCCAUGGAUCUUCAUUCCAUAUGUGUUUUGA
Molecule: messenger RNA, 1413 nt
Organism: Protomyces lactucae-debilis
Lineage: Eukaryota; Fungi; Ascomycota; Taphrinomycetes; Taphrinales; Protomycetaceae
Product: ergosterol biosynthesis ERG4/ERG24
Exons: 1
Coding region: 1-1413 (470 amino acids)
Biological process (GO): ergosterol biosynthetic process
Cellular component (GO): endoplasmic reticulum membrane
Molecular function (GO): Delta24(24-1) sterol reductase activity
Source: RefSeq, a predicted model, not a curated record